Molecule: messenger RNA, 966 nt
Organism: Penicillium odoratum
Lineage: Eukaryota; Fungi; Ascomycota; Eurotiomycetes; Eurotiales; Aspergillaceae
Product: prephenate dehydratase PHA2
Exons: 1
Coding region: 1-966 (321 amino acids)
Biological process (GO): L-phenylalanine biosynthetic process
Cellular component (GO): cytoplasm
Molecular function (GO): prephenate dehydratase activity; chorismate mutase activity
Source: RefSeq, a predicted model, not a curated record
AUGCCUACCCCGCAUAAGUGGGAUUAUUUCGCAAAUAAUUUCACACAAGCUAAUUCCUGUGUCAAGGCAACAUCCGAAGCCUUCGGUAAACUCUCGGCUUCAUUGCUUCCCUACCUAUCCUUCGCUGAAGCCUUUGCCGCCGUUCAAAAUCAAGAAGCCGACUACGCAGUGAUCCCUUGCGAAAACUCAACCAAUGGCUCCGUUGUUCAGACUCUCGACCUUCUCGCCGACCGCAAUGAUCAAUAUAAAGACGUGAAAGUAUGCGGCGAGUACUAUUUGACCGUCCACCACUGCUUAUUGGUUCACAAGGGCUCACAUCCCUCCGGUUGGCCGGCAUAUGACGGGUCAAUCACCAAACUAUACACACACCCCCAGGCCUGGGGUCAAUGCGAGAAAUUCCUCUCUCAAUAUUUCAAGGGUGUGGAACGACAGGAUGUCUCUUCAACCUCCAAGGGGGCGGAGAUUGUCUCCAAGGAGCCGACGGAGAAGACCGCAGCCAUUGCCAGCCGAUUCGCGGCGGAGUUCCACGGUGUCGAUGUAUUGAAGGAGAAUAUUGAAGAUCGAGCUGAUAACACAACUCGUUUCCUCAUCUUGAGGAACAUUCUUUCUCAACGGACGGCUGAGUUUGAUUUAGAGCAGCCUAAGGCGCCUACUUCGGUGGAACGACCGGUUCAUGAGAACACGCACAAGACGUUGAUCUCGUUCUCCAUUGAUCAUUCCUCGCCGGGUGCAUUGGCAAAUGCGCUUCUGAUUUUCAAGAACCAUGGGCUGAACCUCACCACUAUAAAUACCAGGCCCAGUUUGAAACAGGCUUGGCAAUAUAUUUUCUUUGUGGAGUGUGGACAAACGCCAACAGAGGAAAACAAGGAUGCGGUUGUGAAGGCAUUGCAAGAUCUACAAAAAGUUACUGAGUCAUGUCGGGAUCUAGGGACGUGGAAAGAUCAGCUGAGUGCACAGACUGCCUAA